AUGGCCCGGGUCAGUGACCACGCACUCGGCUAUUACUCGCCCACCCAUCCCUCCAUGCUGGUCGAAGCCAGCGGCAUGCAUGUCGAUGAAGAUGGCUUCCUGCAGUCUAGACAGAGAGCUGGUGGACCAUAUCUGUGUUCCCUACCGGCAGACCAAGAGCCCCUUCGAGUAGGCUAUUAUCAUAAAUAUACGCCGGAGGAAGUUGCGCACGUCGAGGAGAAAGUAGACCGGAUCCUGGCCAGCGCAGGAAUCCAAUACACUGAAAUCACCCUCACUGGCCGUCUUUCGAUCGUAGACCGAGAAAUGGUGCGACGUCACGAAACAGAUAUUCCAUGA
This is a messenger RNA of Aspergillus glaucus CBS 516.65, 336 nucleotides long. RefSeq lists its product as uncharacterized. The record is from RefSeq and is a predicted model, not a curated record. Bases 1 to 336 code for a protein of 111 amino acids. NCBI's taxonomy places the organism in Eukaryota, Fungi, Ascomycota, Eurotiomycetes, Eurotiales, Aspergillaceae. The transcript is spliced from 2 exons.